Messenger RNA from Dreissena polymorpha, 507 nucleotides. RefSeq names its product acanthoscurrin-1-like. The transcript is spliced from 4 exons. Bases 25 to 507 code for a protein of 160 amino acids. The record is from RefSeq and is a predicted model, not a curated record. NCBI's taxonomy places the organism in Eukaryota, Metazoa, Mollusca, Bivalvia, Myida, Dreissenidae.
UGGAUAUACAGAGAAGAUACAGCCAUGAGGGUAUUUUUGAUCGGAUGUCUGUGUGUGAUCAGUACAGUGCUCAUGGCAACCGCCAUUGACGCCUACUACGAUAUGUCUAGCAUUUACGGGGGAGGCGCUGGGAUGGGCUCCAUUGGCUACCCAGGUGCCAUGGGAUACGGGUACGGGGGCGGUGCUAUAGGCGGUGCUGGCGGCGGCGGGGGAGGAAUGGGUGGAAUAUUUGGAAUUCUCAUCUUCCUGUUUGUUUUCAUCAUCAUCAUAAAUGUCUUGUUCGGUGGAUCCGGUGGGUUUGGCGGACUCGGCGGGGGCGGCGGGGGCGGCAAGAGCAAGGGUGGCAGCAGCUACGGUGGUGGUGGUGGUGUGUUCGUUUUCAUCAUCAUCAUCAACGUCUUGGUCGGUGGAGCCGGUGGUUUUGGCGGACUCGGUGGAUCAGGAAGCAGCGGUAAGAGUGGUAGCAAAUACAGUGGAGGCAGCAACUAUGGCGAUGAUAAAGAGUGA